CUACAGAAACAUUCAGCUGAAUCCAUCAGGUUUUUCUCAACAAAACAGCAGAAGCUCUGCUGAACACUGAGUAGAUAUGUCUGCUGCCAGCUGUCUGCUGACUGAAGAUCAGUUUCUGUGCUCCAUCUGUCUGAAUGUGUUCACUGAUCCAGUCAGCACACCAUGUGGACACAACUUCUGUAAAACCUGCAUCACUGAACACUGGAAUACUAAUGUCCCGUGUCAGUGUCCCAACUGUAAAGAGGUUUUCUACACACGACCUGAGCUGCGGGUCAACACCUUCAUCUCUGAGAUGGCUGCUCAGUUCAGACAGUCAGCUCAACAGAAAGCCAGCAGCAGCAGCUCAGAGCAACACGUUGCCAAACCAGGAGAAGUUCCCUGUGACGUCUGCACUGGAGCCAAACUGAAGGCCCUGAAGUCCUGCCUGGUGUGUCUGGCCUCCUACUGUGAGACUCACCUGGAGCCUCAUCUGACAGCUUCACGUCUGAAAAGACAUCAGCUGAUCGAUCCUGUGGAGAACCUGGAAGGCAGGAUGUGUACGAAGCACGACAAACUGCUGGAGCUGUUCUGUAAGACCGACCAGACGUGUGUCUGCAUGCUCUGCACUGUUUUAGACCACAAGACACAUGAUGUUGUUCCUCUGAAAGAAGAAUAUGAAGAUAAGAAGGCCGAGCUGGGGAAGACAGAGGCUGAAACUCAGCAGCUGAUCCAGAAGAGACGACUGAAGAUUCAGGAGAUCAAACGCUCAGUGGAGCUCAGUAAGGAAGAUGCAGACAGAGAGAUAGCAGGUGGUGUUCAGGUCUUCAUCGCUCUGAAGGAGUCUGUUGAGAGAAGCCAGGCCGAGCUCAUCGACACGAUCAGAGAGAAGCAGAGAAAGACAGAGAAACAGGCUGAAGGCUUCAUCAAAGAGCUGGAACAGGAAAUCUCAGAGCUGAAGAAGAGAAGCUCUGAGCUGGAGCAGCUCUCACGCUCUGAAGACCACCUCCACCUCCUCCAAAGCCUCCCGUCCCUGAACGCUGCUCCAACCACCAAGGACCGGACAGAAGUCAGCGUCCGUCCACCUUCAUAUGAGGGGACUGUGGUGAGAGCUGUGAAUCAGCUGGAGGAGACGCUCAGUAAACAGAUGAAGAAGCUGUUUGAGGCCGAGCUGAAGAGGGUCCAGCAGUACGCAGUGGCUGUGACACUCGAUCCUGAUACAGCACAUCCCUAUCUCAUCCUGUCUGAUGAUGGAAAACAAGUUAAACAUGGUGAUGUAAAGAAGAAUCUCCCAGACAAUCCAGAGAGAUUUUCAUAUUGUGUUAUUGUCUUAGCAAAGCAGAGUUUCUCUUCAAGAAGAUUUUAUUACGAGGUUAAGGUUUUAGGGAAGACUGCCUGGGAUUUAGGAGUGGUCAGAGAGUCGGCCAACAGGAAGGGAAAAAUCACAGCAAAACCUCAGGAUGGUUACUGGACGAUAUAUUUGAGGAAUGAAAAUGAGUACAAAGCUCCUGCUGGCCCUCCAGUCCGUCUCUCUCUGAAGUCUCAGCCUGAGACGGUGGGGGUGUUUGUGGAUUAUGAGGAGGGUCUGGUCUCCUUUUAUGACGCUGAUGCUGCAGCUCUGAUCUACUCCUUUACUGGCUGCUGCUUCACUGAGAAACUCUACCCAUACUUCAGUCCUUGUCUUAACGAUGGUCUUAAAAACUCUGCCCCUCUGAUCAUCGCUCCUGUCAGUCACUCUGAGUAGAACAACCAUUUGAUUUACAGAAAGAUUCACUAUCAUUUAAUGUAAUAAAUGUAUAUCUAUUGCUGACAUUGUUGUUUUUGUCAGAUUCUGAUGUUUCUUUCCCUUUUUUUUGCUGUAGAUGUUUCUUUGAUGUGCCACAUUGCUACUUAUUACUACAACACACCAAUUUUACCUGAUUUAUUUGAUCUAAUUUAGUCUCAUUUCUAACUGCCUUCAAGACUGUAAAACCAUCAGAAAACAAUGGACUCAGAAAUAAGAAGCAUUUGCACGUUCCUUAAAUGUCUGGGUGCCAAAUUCAAAACUUUUUAUUGUCACAUCAUGUUUAUAUAAGAAGUGUUGCUCAGUGGCACAAAUUACCGAAGAGCCUUUUUAUAAAUGAGACACAGGUCAUUUGUUUUUCUCUUUUUCUUUUUAAAGAAACAAAAGCAAAAUCAAGUUUUUAUUGUGUCUGAUUAAGUUAUUGUUUUGGAUUGAUGUCAAAGCUGAAAAACAGCUGAUGGAGUUUCUAAUGGCCACCAAAUCAUGUGAUUAAAAACACCAUCAGCUGUUCUCAGACUGACUUGAGCUGACGAGCUCCGACACCCCAUCACAUCUGAGGCAGUUGGUAGUGUGAGAUAAUGUAGUGUUGUUUAAGGUCUGAGGUGUGUUUGAGCAGCUGAUAUGAACACUAAACCAGUGCUGCUAGUUUGGAGAGAACAAGUGACAUCUGAGGACGCCCUCCAGUGGAGUUCAUAACAAACUGCAGCCUGUGGCCACAUGAGGACAUGCUCUUCAUAAAUAACUACACAGUCUGAUGCUGAAGCAGAUCACAUGAAUGCAGGAGCACAAUGAAAUCAGAAUCAGAAAUACUUUAUUGAUGCCCGAAUGGGAAACUCUUUUGUUACAGCUGCUCACUAUCACGUCAGUGCACACAGGAAUAGAAGUACUAAGCAAAUCAAAGUAUAAUACACUAUAAUACAGGCAAGAUAAAUUAAGUACAAAGUGGAUAUAAGUAUACAUUUAAAAUAAGUGUAAAGUACAAAGUGGAUUUAUCGGUUGGUGAUAAGUAUGUACGUUAUAAUAAUACAAUGUAAUAAUAUAAGUAAUAGUGCAAUAAUGAGUACUGUCAAGUUAAGUGUAGCUUAUUAAGAUGAUUAUGAGACGGUGGAUAUUGCACAGCAGUAUUAAACAGAGAAUAUUGCACAAUUAUUUCAAGUAUUGCAGAGAUGUUAAUGGUCCAAUGUCCAGUUUAGUGACUUCGGGUCAUACAGACUGACACUUAGAGGGAGGAGUUAAAGAGUCUGAUGGCCACAGGCAGGAAUGACUUCCUGUGGCUCUCUGUGGUGCAUUGUGGGGGGAUGAGUCUUCCGCUGAAGGUGCUCCUCUGUUUGCCCAGCACAUCAUGGAGCGGGUGGGAGACACUGUCCAAGAUGGCGUGUAGUUUGGCCAGCAUCCUCCUCUCUGACACCACCGCCAGAGAGUCCAGCUCCACCCCCACAAUGCCACCGGCCUUACGGAUCAGUUUGUUGAGUCUGUUGGCGUCCGCUGCCCUCAGCCUGCUGCCCCAGCAUGCAACAGCAUACAGGAUAGCACUGGCCACCACAGACUCAUAAAACAUCCUCAGCAUUGUCCGGCAGAUGUUGAAGGACCUCAAAGGCUCUGGCCCUUCCUAACAAGUCCCUUGUAGUGGAAAUCAGGUCAAUCUUUUCCACAGAAAGUACAUUACAAGGCACGAUUUGGUGAUGAUAAAAUAAUGCAUUUUCUUUUUAGCUCUAAUUCUUUCUUAUUUGAUGAAUAUUGGAAACGAAUAUAAAACACAUUUUUAAACCUGCUCUACUGCCUGUCUCUCUCUGGAGGGCCAGAACUGCCAAAAUAAAUAAAUAAAUGACUCAAUUAAUUAAUAUGCCAUUAAAUUAAACAGUAAAUUCAUCAUAUUCAGCGCCUCAUAUCGCUAUUUUCCGAGCUACUAAUAUAAUAUAGUUAGAAUAAGAUGUGCUUUGUUGGACUAACCCCCCCUAGAAAGCCCAGGAUGUGCUUUUCACUGUACAUUAGGACUCAAUAAACUGCAUGCAUGGAGUUUGAAAUUAACGCUGCAGGUCUCUGGCAGACUUUAUCCAAAAUUAUUACUGCUGGCCCCCAAUACUGAUAGUUUCAGUUAAUUAAAUACUUUUUCUGUUUUCGUCAAAGUACAAAUGAUGACUUAACCUUGAGGUCUGUCAGCCUCUGAACUGAAUCUGCAGGUUAAGGAGAUAAAGAGUUUUUAGGAUCUCACUCUUUUCUACAUGAAGAGCUGAACACUGUAACUCCAGAACAGGAACUACACGGAGCUUGUGGCGACAUGGUGAGAUCGGCAGCUGUCUCCAAAGUCAAGAAUGAACUUUGAACCUCAGCUUUUAAACCGAGAAGAUCUUUUAAGUUUUCAGGAAAAAAAAAUGGAAAUUUUAACAUCUGGAAUUCAACAACUGGGCUGAGGAAGAUGAAAAUCGUUUUCUCAUCUGAAGAAUAAAGAUCUGAGAUGAGAUUAAGGCACUGAUUUCCCAAACCUGGGUCCAAUCUAAGUUUCAGGUUAAAAGUAAUAAUGUAAUAAGUAAUGUAUAAAACCGUGCGGCAGCGACACAGCUUUGUGCUGCUGAGUGUGACGUGUGUUUUAAAAUACUGUUGCUGAGGUUUUAAAACAGGAAGACGUGACAGAACUGCUGCGCGAUAUUCAAUUAUUCUACUUUUUGGACUCACAAAAAAAACAAAACAAAUAAAAAUAAUCCACUUUUUUUUCUACAGUUAAUCGUUUUCACGGACACGUGGUCCGAUUACACCAACACUGCCCAUCUGUUUCUGUUUAAUGUUAUUCAAACUGAAAAAACACCACUGAUAAAAACAGAAUUAGUCUCAAUGACGGGUUUAUUAUCGGUUAUUUGGGUGUGAAUUAAAUAAGGCACAUUCACAUCAUCUUUAAAACAUCCAAACCUGAAAAUAAAAACAGUCGUACAAAAAUAAUUAAGAGAUUGGGUUUGACAUCCUUUCAGCUUAAACGAGACACUGUGAAACACAAAGACUCCGUCACAAGUGGAGUGGAGCUUCAUCCUCACCGAAACGGUCCGCAGUCAAACACAAACAAUAAGUGAACUAUGUGACAUUAGUGUGAACAGUAACACUGAUGGGGACACUCUUACAGUACUGCAGCUGUUUCAUUAUGUUGUAAUGCAGCUGUAUUAAAUAAGACUAAAUAUCUUCUAAUGUUAAAGGACCAAACUGGUGGUUUUGCACGUUUUAUUUCAUUAACUCCCGUAUGUUUUACAUCACUGCUGACCCAUUUCCAAAUCCGGCUUUGGUUUGGUUUCACUUCAUUUCAGAAAAUCAAUUCGCAGAGACUUGAAACUUGCUUGAGAGUGGUAAAAAAAAUCAAUAUCGAAUUAUAUAAAUAAAGAAUCUUUGCCAAUAUCUAUCUAUAUCGUAAAAAAUCAUGUGAAGUAACCAUAUUGAUAAACUUAAAUGCAAUGAACUGUUCUGCAUAACAUUCUUCACACGUUUUUCACUAGAGCUGCAACUAAAAAUUAUUUUCAUUAUCAGUUCAUCUGCCAAUUAUUUUUUCUUUUAAUUAAUCAAUUAAUUAAUUAAUCGUUUGGUCUAUAAAAUGGCAGAAAAUAGUAAAAAAAAAAGCCCAGAGCCCAACGUGACAUCUUCAGAUGCCUGUUUUUUUUAUGACCAACAGUCUGAAACCUGCAGAUAUUCAUUUCAAACUGGUAUCAAACAGAGAAAAGCAGCAAAUCAUCGUUUUCAUAAAUCAAUCUUUGCUUGACAAAUGACUUAAAUGAUUAACCGAUGAUCCAAAUUUUUUGUGAUCAACUAAUCGAUUAAACUAAUAGUUUCAGCUUUAUUUUUAACUACAGUUUGCUGGAAAUCUUUUAUUUGGACGACAGAAUUUUGUAAAACGGUAACUAAAUCAAUAAUAUGAAUCGUCAUCGAGUCACUUUUAUUUUUUUUUGUCAAAUUGAGGUAAUCUUAUUAUUAAUCGAAUUAUAAAGGAUGGUUUCCUUUUGUCCAUUUGGUGCGUUCAAGGACGCUUGGACAGAGCAGCGACAGCAGGCUGCAGAAAAGCAACAAAUUUGAAAUGCAAAAAAACAAACAUUCAUGUUCGUAUCAUUUUUACAUAUUGUUUGUCAGUCAACUGUCAUUUUUCGUUGUCAGAGUGAUCUUGAAUGCACCAUAAAGGACAGUAUACCUGUAAUGGGAUGGUAUUUUUUGCUGCUAUUUUAUCAAUUUUUUAUUAAGAUGACCCUUAAUAUUUUACCUAUUUCAUUAUAAGUAUGUUCAUUACAUAUUUUGUAACCUAUAUGUUGUAUGUGCUGCUGUCAGGACACUCACUCUAGAUUUUUGAUCUUUCCUGGUUUUAUUUAUAUAUUUAUAUAUAUAGUCUCUGCAAGUAGAUUUUUGUAGAAAUAAACUAAAGUCAAUGGUUGAAAGGAAGGAAAUCAAUCAAAAAUCUGUUGGUAUGAUUUUGAAAAUAGUUGGCGGUAAAAUGUAAAAUAAAAGAUUUGUAAUUAACGGGCUAAAAACAUUUAACACCAGCUGUGUGAUCCUUUAACCUGCUCUGCGUCUGCGGAGAAAACACAUUCUAACAUUCAGGAGAAGCUGAACUCUCUGAACACACGACCAUCAACAAGGGUCAUAAAUAAAAUAAAAGUAUCCUAAUAACAAUAUAAGUGGAGCAAUAUGAUGCUGAAGAAAGAGCAAACCAACCAAACUGUAAAACUGAAAACAAGCUAACGUCUAGUAUUCAAGUAAAACAAAAAAAACAUGUUCUUCAAAUGAAGUCUGGUGCUCAGAUCGGAGCUACAGUCUAGUGACUUAAAACAAAAACCAAAGCAACAACGUUUACACAGUAUGAAACUAAAAUAACGUCCGUUAUUAUCCCUUUUUCUUUCUGUGAAGGCUAGAAGAAGAAAGUGCGUCAAACUCAGGUGAGAGGAGGAGGAGGAGGAGGAGGAGGAGCCGCUGAGGCCGAAGACCUCUUCAGACUGGAGGAAGUCUGUUCAUAUUCCCAACAACAUCUGAUCUGUUAAAGUCACAGUGAAAUGGUAUUUUAGUAGAUUUCACGUUUGCUAUUGAAACAGGAUGCAGGAAAUUAUCAUUCAACCAAAAUGUUCACGCUAACAUCUAAUAUCUCAUCUGUGAAAAGUUUUUUAUCUGUUUUUAGUUAGUUUUGGGAAUUCGGGUGCAAUACAGCGCUCUCCAAAAGCGUAAUGUUUUUUCCAUCAACGCUCUUUUCCCUUUAAAUGAACAAACACAAGUGUGAAUCAAUAUGAUGUCAGUUAGGAAAGAAAAGGUAGUUUGAUUGGAUGAGAGAGGCGGUAAUGUUCAAAACUGAUCCACAGUUCAUUUAACGACUGACGAUAUGCUGUUUCACAGGAAGUGAAAGUGAUGGGAUCUGGACGCAAUCGGAAAGACCUACAACCAAUCAGAGCAACGGAGCGUGUGACGCAGCGCUGAGCGACACAUGCAAGUUGGGCCGGCGAUUGGCCCGUUUUCAGGCAGGAAAAAAUGGCGGCCUGGUCACGAACUUUCUCAAAUUACAGCUAAACAGUAAACUAAAACGUGUUUCUGAAAACAUUUGAGGCGGGAAAAAGGCAGAAUAACAGAAUAUUGAUUCAUAUCUGAUCAGCACUGCCUGGUUUGACAGUUUGAUCUGAGUUUCGUGAGCCUGGUGCGUCUUUUCAAAUCUGGACCGGUGACACUACUCUGUCAGUCAUCGUAUCAAACCCGCCCCUUAUUAGAUAAACGGCCGUGAUUGGCCGACCAGAUCGAGGACGGGUGGAAAUCAAUCUGAAUGGGUCUGGUUCCCAGGCCGUGUCACCUGAGCCAGUUCCAUUUACUGAUAAAGACGACGAGAUGCUGUUGUGAAUCUACAUUUUAAUAUUUCACUGUGACUUUAAAGGGUCGGUACACCCAAAUUACAACCACACUUUCUCACUUUCCCGCCGUGCAGACACAGCAGUGUUGGUUAUCUGUCUGUGGGAUUUCUGCCUUCACCCCAGACUGAUGAAGGUCUUUGUGACCGACAGCUUAGAUAAUAAAUCUGUCUGCUGCGUUUUGAUCUUUUUUUUCCCCCUUUGCGUCCACACGGAUACAAUGGAGGUGAAUGGAAUUUUGUUUGUGCUCACAGCAUUGAAAAUAACAUUUAAAUAGUUAAAAAAGGAGCAUCCAGUUACUUCAGAUACUUCACAGAUGUCAAAGUUAUCACUUGAACUACUUUCUACCAAAGAAAUAGAGGAAAGAGAUGUCGUUGUUGACGUUUUUAAAUGUAAUUUCUCAACGUUGUGAUCAGCACAAACUAACUUCCAUUCACCUCCACUGUAAAGGGGUGCUGACAGAAAUCUUUCACGCUGUCAUACAGCAGGUGUGUAUAUGACACAGGUAUACUGGACAGCCUGCACUGUAGUUCACUGAUGAGUCACAGAACUACAUCGAGUAAUUACCAAAUAAGAGUUUCACCUCUCCUUCUGUCCAUACUCACACUUCCUUACUCUCUCUCUCGCUCACUCAUAUGUGCACAUUUUUUUAUUUCUCUCUCCCUCUUUCUGUAUUUUUUCUCUAUUAACUAACAUUGAAAUGUCGGGGCCAUUAAAUUAAACUCCCACUCGAUAGAAACGGCAGCGUACGUCCGUCCAACCCCGGUCGUUUGAUCCCUAAACCAAACCUAUCUGUAUUGUUAGAUACCACCAGGGACAAGUGAGAAAAUAUAUUGUUGGGUGGACCGACCCUUUAGCCUGCGUUGUUUCUGUAGAAUCAAACCAGCUGGUAGACAUCACUCCGUCAGCCCCAGAAAUGUGACUUUACUGUGUAUUUUCUACAGCGACAG
Messenger RNA from Siniperca chuatsi (mandarin fish), 8555 nucleotides. Its product is annotated as E3 ubiquitin-protein ligase TRIM21-like. The record is from RefSeq and is a predicted model, not a curated record. The transcript is spliced from 2 exons. Bases 77 to 1720 code for a protein of 547 amino acids. Gene Ontology annotation, molecular function: zinc ion binding; protein binding. NCBI's taxonomy places the organism in Eukaryota, Metazoa, Chordata, Actinopteri, Centrarchiformes, Sinipercidae.